AAACAUUUUCAUUUUCAGACAUUGACAUCUCCAGCUUGAGCCAUGAAUGGAAGCCAAAGGGUGCCGGAAAUUUCACAAAAAAUAAAAAUGACCGGAGGAUCAAAGCUGUUUGAUGACGCCGUGACUGUGCAAAUUAACAUGAAAGAGAACAAAAAUAUUGAAAAAGUCAGCAACUUCCGACGGUUUAACUCUAACCAGGCUCGUGUUGAAAAAGACAGAAACCAAGCUUCGAUGAUUUUUGAUACUGACGACAUUGACUCAGGAAAUGGAUCGAAAAAUUCAAAAAUGGAAGUGAAAAUUACAAUUAAUAUGAAACAAAUUGAAAAGCAUCAUCGGGAAAUCGAUUCUUACAUUUCGCCGUUUUCUCCAUCACCGGAUUCAAUUUUUCUGCGCAUUCCAUUGUUGCCACAAGACUAUGCGCGCAUUGAAGAAGCAAGAGCCUCGCUUGACCAACUUGUUCGCAAAUGUCACCAAAUGACUCCAAAAAUCAUCCCACCCAACGACGCGAAAAAUUUCCUUCAAAACCUUCGACGGAUCGAUGUGCGUUGCAGUGCGUUGUACCCAAGGCCACCGGCACCUGGAGACAAGGAGAAAAAGAGCUACCGAAUGUGUCCAUGCUUUGAGCCGGAAAUUGAGGACAUUGAACGUCUCGUUGUUCACUAUGACGGUGUUUUCCAAGCCAUCAAGUAUUUCCACAAUCUUGACCUCUUCAUGGAGCACCAACGAGCUGAGAAGAGAAAUCUUUUCGGAUUGGACUGUUCGGAUGAUGAGGAUGAUCAUUUUGAAGAUGAAGAAGAGUAUGAGCAUGAGUGUCGUCAUCACUGUACUUGUAACAAUGAGGAUGAAGAAGAUGUGAAGAUGGGACAAGAUAAUGAUCGUAAGAAACUCGAGAGCAAAAUGAUCAAAAAAUUCGAACAGAAAGGUUUCUAUUACAAUGCGGAGAAGCAGCGAGCACUUCUACGGGAGUCUCUCCAAAAACUUGCUCUGAAUUCUGGACCUGGAUCUGGAUCUGGAUCUGGGCUCUGAUAACGACUUUCAAAACUUAUAGUACAAUUUUAUUCUGGAAUCCGACUUUCCCCUUGCUUCAAAACUUGAUCCCAAAAUGCUGUAUAUUCAAACUCAAAUCCCUUCUCUUUCAAUUUUGUAACCUUUCCCAUUGUUUUUCCGAUUUUCCUUGCAACGCAUUGUAUAUCCCGUUUAUUUUUAAAAGUAAGCCAACAAUUUCGAGUGUGAACCAAUUCCAGAUUUCCGCGUGAAACAGGUCCCUCCGUUUGUAAUUACUGAACAUGACUAAGAGAAGUGAGCAAAACAUCGAUUGUUGUAAAUUUAUACUUCUCGACACUAAUUUCUAUAGAGCAUUUUAAUUGGACAAAAUAAAGUGAAAUGUAAAAAAA
Caenorhabditis elegans is the source of this 1394-nucleotide messenger RNA. RefSeq lists its product as uncharacterized. NCBI's taxonomy places the organism in Eukaryota, Metazoa, Nematoda, Chromadorea, Rhabditida, Rhabditidae. The transcript has 5 exons. The record is from RefSeq and is marked reviewed. The coding region runs from base 43 to 1026 and encodes 327 amino acids.